Messenger RNA from Hansenula ciferrii, 828 nucleotides. RefSeq lists its product as uncharacterized. The record is from RefSeq and is a predicted model, not a curated record. Bases 1 to 828 code for a protein of 275 amino acids. The transcript has a single exon. Lineage: Eukaryota; Fungi; Ascomycota; Saccharomycetes; Phaffomycetales; Wickerhamomycetaceae.
AUGAUCAUUCAAAAAUCAGGAUAUAUAAUUGAAAUCUUUGCGGGCUCAUAUGAAAAAUUACGGUCUAGACAAUUAUCUAAAUCUAAGCAUUCUAUAUUAGCUAAUAACUUAUUACUUGCCAAAUCACCAAAGCAUUUUAAGCUAGAACAUGAGACUUUCAAUAGUUUCUAUAAAGACAAGGAUAAUAACAAACUGAUUAAUGUGCUUGAAGAAAUUCCUAAACCAUUAAAAGAACUUACAUUAAAUUACAAAUAUAUUUCAAUGGAAUGGAGAAAAGUUAAUGAGUCAUCAGUACAGUCAUAUAAAGUGGAAUUUUAUUCUAUACCAGGGUAUGAUCCCAAAGAUCUCUCAAUUGAAGUCUUAUCGAGUUUAAUCAAAAAUUGCCAUGGUGAUAUACCUGAAUUUUUGAAUACAGAAUUAUUUGGUAGUGGUUUAGAUAUGAUUGAAAAAAAUAAGCUAUAUAUAAAUAUUUUACAGGUCCAAAACCACAAUAUUGAUUCAUACUUACCCUUAAGAACCUUACUAGAGAGCUUAGUUACAUAUCUUAUGUCAGAUGAAUAUGAAAUACAUGGUUCAUAUGAUCAUAUAGUUAAAGCAUAUGAAUUUAAUUAUAAAGAUCAACUUAAAAUUAUGGUAUGUUGGGGUGAAAAAAUAACAUUACAAAAUUAUCAACUUAUUCUGGAACAUUUAAAUUAUAUGAUAUCAAAUGAUUUAUUAUCUGAACCCCAUAAUAAAAGGUUGAUUGCAUUGAUUCCUGGUUAUUUAAAUUAUAACAUCAAUGGUAAUAAUGAUGAACUUCCACCAAGUUAUGGUUCAAGUGUUAUGUAA